Messenger RNA from Daphnia magna, 6071 nucleotides. RefSeq names its product clathrin heavy chain 1 (gene Chc). The record is from RefSeq and is a predicted model, not a curated record. Gene Ontology annotation, molecular function: structural molecule activity; clathrin light chain binding. Gene Ontology annotation, biological process: intracellular protein transport; receptor-mediated endocytosis. Lineage: Eukaryota; Metazoa; Arthropoda; Branchiopoda; Diplostraca; Daphniidae. Gene Ontology annotation, cellular component: cell cortex; clathrin coat of coated pit; clathrin coat of trans-Golgi network vesicle.
GCUUGCCUGUGUGUAAGACUGGUGUGACAGAAUCGUGAGGCCACAGUUCUCUUUUCCUAUCCGUUCGGUUUCUCAGGAGGCUAUUUGGAAAAAGUCCCGAUCCCAGAGAGUUUCUUCCUUAGAUUGUACCAUCAGACCGUCAUAAUGGCGCAGAUGUUACCAAUUCGAUUUCAAGAGCAUCUCCAGCUCACAAGUAUUGGGAUAAAUGCUGCCAACAUUGGAUUUAGCACUCUCACCAUGGAAUCAGAUAAAUUCAUCUGUGUUAGAGAAAAGGUGGGAGAGACAGCACAGGUGGUCAUCAUUGACUUACAUGAUCCAACCAAUCCUAUUAGAAGACCAAUUUCUGCUGAUUCUGCUAUCAUGAAUCCAGCCAGUAAAGUGAUUGCCUUGAAAGCUGGAAGAACCCUCCAAAUAUUUAACAUCGAAAUGAAGUCAAAGAUGAAGGCUCACACCAUGACGGAAGAUGUGGUGUUUUGGAAAUGGAUAUCUGUGAAUACCAUUGCCCUAGUCACCGAAGGUGCCGUCUACCACUGGCCCAUGGAGGGCGAUUCGCUUCCUCAGAAAAUGUUCGAUCGCCAUUCGAGUCUUACAGGCUGCCAGAUUAUCAACUAUCGAACAGACGCCAAGCAAACAUGGCUUCUUCUCAUUGGCAUAUCCGCCCAGCAAAACCGUGUCGUUGGAGCGAUGCAACUUUAUUCCGUCGAACGAAAAGUCAGCCAACCUAUCGAAGGCCAUGCAGCUGCCUUCUCCCAAUUCAAAAUGGAGGGCAAUCCUGAAUUCUCCACCUUGUUUUGCUUUGCAGUCAGAAGUGCUCAGGGCGGGAAGCUGCAUAUCAUUGAAGUGGGAACCCCACCUACCGGAAAUCAGCCUUUUGCGAAGAAGAAUGUCGACGUUUUUUUCCCACCAGAGGCACAAAACGACUUUCCCGUGGCGAUGCAGGUCAGCCCAAAGCACGACGUGCUUUACUUGAUUACAAAGUACGGCUACAUCCAUCUGUAUGACAUGGAGACGGGUACUUGCAUUUACAUGAACCGAAUUUCGGCAGAAACCGUUUUUGUCACCGCUCCACACGAGCCAUCAUCGGGCAUCAUUGGUGUCAAUCGCAAAGGCCAAGUGCUGUCUGUCAGCGUAGAUGAAGAAACUAUUAUCCAGUAUAUCACAACAGCAAUGCAAAACCCAGAUCUUGCCCUGCGGAUUGCCACGCGUAACAAUCUUGCUGGGGCUGAGGAGCUCUUCAUGAGAAAAUUUAACACCUUGUUCCAGGGUGGGCAGUAUGCCGAAGCCGCAAAGAUUGCAGCCAAUGCACCAAAGGGUAUUCUAAGGACACCUGCAACGAUCCAGCGCUUCCAAGCAGUGGCCGCACAGCCAGGCCAGACGUCUCCUUUGUUGCAAUAUUUUGGAAUCCUUUUGGAUCAAGGCCAGUUAAACAAAUUUGAGUCGUUAGAACUUUGUCGUCCAGUUCUCCAGCAAGGUCGGAAACAGCUUUUAGAAAAGUGGCUUAAAGAGGACAAACUUGAAUGCUCCGAAGAGCUUGGAGACCUGGUGAAACAGGCCGAUCCUACUCUGGCCUUAUCGGUUUACCUCCGCGCAAACGUACCGAAUAAGGUAAUUCAGUGCUUCGCGGAAACCGGCCAGUUCCCCAAAAUCGUCCUGUACGCCAAGAAAGUGGGCUACACGCCCGAUUACGUGUUCCUGUUACGUAGUGUCAUGCGCAUAAGUCCCGAUCAAGGAGCCAUGUUCGCACAAAUGCUGGUUCAAGACGAUGAACCACUGGCAGACAUAGCUCAAAUUGUUGACAUAUUCCUGGAGCAAAACAUGAUCCAACCCUGCACUGCUUUCCUUUUGGAUGCCUUGAAGAAUAACCGUCCAGCUGAAGGACCAUUACAGACUAAAUUGUUGGAGAUGAAUCUCCUUUCUGCCCCACAGGUUGCGGAUGCUAUUUUGGGUAACCAAAUGUUUACCCACUAUGACAGGGCCCACGUUGCACAGCUGUGUGAGAAAGCUGGCCUACUUCAAAGGGCUUUGGAACACUAUACCGAUUUGUACGAUAUUAAGCGUGCCGUUGUUCACACCCACCUGCUAAAUCCAGAAUGGUUGGUGAAUUACUUCGGUUCGCUGUCUGUAGAGGAUUCGCUAGAGUGCCUUCGCGCUAUGCUUCAAGCGAACAUCCGUCAAAAUCUGCAAAUUGGUGUCCAAAUCGCCACCAAGUAUCACGAACAGCUGUCAACAAAUUCGCUAAUUGAGCUUUUUGAGUCUUUUAAGAGCUUCGAAGGAUUGUUUUACUUUUUGGGAUCUAUCGUCAACUUCAGCCAAGACCCCGAGGUCCAUUUUAAAUACAUUCAAGCUGCUUGCAAAACGGGGCAGAUCAAAGAAGUGGAGCGCAUUUGCCGGGAGUCGAACUGUUAUAACGCUGAACGAGUCAAGAACUUCCUCAAGGAGGCUAAGUUAACUGAUCAGUUGCCGUUGAUUAUUGUCUGCGAUCGCUUUGACUUUGUCCACGACCUGGUGCUAUAUCUUUAUCGCAACAACCUUCAGAAGUAUAUUGAAAUCUACGUGCAGAAGGUGAAUCCUUCUCGCUUGCCUGUAGUUAUCGGUGGUUUGCUAGAUGUUGACUGCUCAGAAGAUGUCAUCAAAUCCCUGAUCCUGGUCGUACGCGGCCAGUUCUCAACCGAUGAGCUUGUGGAGGAAGUAGAAAAGCGGAAUCGUCUUAAACUUCUUUUGCCGUGGUUGGAGUCGCGUAUCCAUGAAGGAUCCGUCGAGCCGGCCACCCAUAAUGCUUUGGCAAAGAUUUACAUCGACAGCAACAAUAAUCCUGAGCGUUUCCUUAAAGAGAAUGGAUACUACGAUAGUCGCGUCGUGGGUAAAUAUUGCGAAAAGCGGGAUCCUCAUUUGGCUUGUGUGGCCUAUGAGCGCGGCCAGUGUGACCGUGAGCUGAUCAAAGUAUGCAACGAGAAUUCGCUUUUCAAGUCAGAAGCCCGCUAUCUAGUUAGGCGCCGUGACCCUGAUCUUUGGGUUGAGGUGCUAAAUGAGAGCAACCAGUUCAGACGUCAGCUAAUCGACCAAGUGGUCCAGACGGCUCUGUCGGAAACCCAAGAUCCAGAGGAUAUCUCCGUCACUGUCAAGGCUUUCAUGACCGCUGACCUUCCCAACGAGCUGAUUGAGUUGCUGGAGAAGAUCGUUCUGGACAGCUCUGUGUUCAGCGAUCAUCGUAACUUGCAGAAUCUCCUUAUCCUAACGGCAAUCAAAGCCGAUCGUACUCGCGUGAUGGAGUAUAUCAACCGUUUGGAUAACUAUGACGCACCGGAUAUUGCAAACAUUGCGAUUUCUAAUCAGCUCUACGAAGAAGCUUUUGCGAUUUUCAAAAAGUUCGAUGUUAACGCAUCGGCCAUACAAGUGUUGAUUGAAAACGUGAACAAUUUGGAUCGUGCUUACGAGUUUGCUGAACGCUGUAACGAACCAGCGGUUUGGUCCCAAUUGGCCAAAGCUCAGCUUCAGCAGGGUCUGGUCAAGGAGGCGAUUGAUUCUUUCAUUAAAGCCGAUGAUCCUUCAGCCUACUUGGACGUUGUAUCUACGGCACACCGUACUGGUGGCUGGGAGGACUUGGUUCGCUAUCUGCAGAUGGCUCGUAAGAAGGCACGCGAAUCUUUCAUCGAAUCCGAAUUAAUUUACGCCUACGCUCGGACUAAUCGGCUCGCCGAUUUGGAGGAGUUUAUUGCCGGGCCCAACCAUGCCGACAUUCAACGAAUUGGUGAUCGUUGUUAUGAUGACGGAAUGUAUGAACCAGCGAAACUACUCUAUAAUAACGUUUCCAAUUUUGCUCGGUUGGCCAUAACUUUGGUUCACUUGAAAGAGUUCCAGGGUGCUGUGGAUUCGGCCCGCAAAGCCAACAGCACUCGCACAUGGAAGGAGGUGUGCUUUGCUUGCGUUGACAAUAAGGAAUUCCGUUUGGCUCAAAUGUGCGGCCUACACAUUGUUGUACAUGCUGACGAGCUGGAGGACUUGAUCAAUUACUAUCAAGAUCGCGGUUAUUUCGAGGAGUUGAUAAACUUGUUAGAAGCAGCUCUUGGACUGGAGCGCGCUCACAUGGGCAUGUUUACUGAACUGGGCAUUCUUUACUCGAAGUACAAACCAGAAAAGAUGCGUGAACAUCUUGAGCUUUUCUGGUCACGAGUUAACAUUCCGAAGGUUUUACGAGCUGCCGAACAGGCACAUUUGUGGGCUGAGUUAGUCUUCCUGUAUGACAAAUAUGAAGAGUACGAUAAUGCUGUCUUAACAAUGAUGCAGCACCCCACGGAGGCAUGGAGAGAGGGUCACUUCAAAGAUGUUAUUACCAAAGUGGCCAAUAUUGAACUAUAUUACAAAGGCAUCCAAUUUUAUUUGGAUUAUAAGCCAAUGAUGCUGAACGACCUUCUUUUGGUUCUUUCACCUCGCAUGGAUCACACGCGUUCCGUUAAUUUCUUUACCAAGUAUAAUCACUUGGAAAUGGUUAAGCCUUACUUACGUUCAGUUCAGAAUUUGAACAAUAAGGCCAUCAACGAAGCCCUCAACAGUUUGCUUAUCGACGAAGAAGACUACCAGGGUCUACGCACGUCAAUUGAUGCUUUUGAUAAUUUCGAUACCAUUCUGUUGGCUCAACGACUGGAGAAACACGAAUUAAUAGAGUUCCGCCGAAUCGCUGCGUAUCUGUACAAGGGAAAUAACCGCUGGAAGCAGUCGGUUGAGUUGUGUAAGAAAGAUCGUCUCUUUAAGGAUGCAAUGGAGUAUGCAGCAGAAUCGAAGAAUGCCGAGAUCGCCGAAGAAUUGUUGGCUUGGUUCCUUGAACAACGCAAUUUUGAUUGCUUUGCUGCUUGCCUCUAUCAGUGUUACGACCUUCUUCACCCCGACAUCAUUCUUGAACUCGCAUGGCGCCAUAAUAUCGUUGACUUUGCCAUGCCUUAUCUCAUCCAGGUCAUGCGUGAAUACAUUUCCAAGGUCGAUAAACUGGAAGCAGCUGAAUCUGAGCGCAUUGAAGAAAGCGAUUCUCAGAGUCAGCCUCCGUCGAUGAUGAUCGCAUCACAGCAGCUCAUGUUAACUGCACCCGGCUAUGCACCUGCCUAUGCCCCUGGUUUCACACCCGGAUACGGUUACGGCAUGUAGAGAAUUUAAAUACUGGUGUCAUUUUUUCACUGGUUUUUUCCGCGGCGUUCGUGUUCUUUUGUUUGGCGAUCCUUUCCAAGUGUUUUUAGAAUGAGGAGUAAGAUACCAGCAAAUUGUUAGAAAUUCGUGGAGUAAGCGGCCAAGAAAAUUCCGACGCUAGAUUUUAGAACAACUUAUCGGCCUCAGGCUAAGUGAAGUAGUAGUAGCCAACUGCUUCCGCUGUCUGUCGAUGCCGGCGGAAACCAACUGAGCCAAUAUUUACGGCUAAAUGUUUUCUUUUUGCAGUUGAUUGAUUGGUGAUUUUUUUUUUGUUUGUUUGUUUGUGAAUGUAUUCUGAUGCUUAAAAUCCCUUGAAUCAGUCUCUUUGGAGAUAUAAACCAAACCAUAGUAGUGCGAUGUCCACCAGUAAUGGAUGAUUUUCACCUUUAUCCGCUGCCCGCUUGUGUCACCUUUCAUACCACCAGCGAUUUCUUACCUUUCGGUACUCUUCUUAUACCUGGUUUGAUCGAGUUCUAGCAACUUGUACAUUUUCAUUCCACUUGUCUGGGCCAACGUGUGUGGUCGUUUGAAGAGAAAUUCGUUAUGGAUUAUUUAUCAAGCGGGACGACAAUAGGCUUGGCUUUAUAGUUUUUCUCUUCAGAAAUUAUAAAAAACAAUGAGCUGAGUUUCAUUUUUGUGGAUGUUGCGAACGUAUGGCCAUCCCCUCUUUCACACCCACUUGUUUGUCCUUGUAUACACUUACACACAAGUAAAAUUCUUUCCGUCUGUUUUUCACCGUUUACUCUUCGUUGGUGGUUUUAUUAUUCAAAAAUACGUUAUCUGUUUGCUCUUAUCUAUUAGUUGGUUUUUCUUACACUCCCCCAUUCCUUGUGGUAUGUACUACGAUGUCUGUAGCCCAUCUAAAUGAUUAUGAAUAAAUAAAGUUGUCACCAUGA